Molecule: messenger RNA, 990 nt
Organism: Ipomoea nil (Japanese morning glory)
Lineage: Eukaryota; Viridiplantae; Streptophyta; Magnoliopsida; Solanales; Convolvulaceae
Product: VQ motif-containing protein 11
Exons: 1
Coding region: 205-819 (204 amino acids)
Source: RefSeq, a predicted model, not a curated record
AUCUGACAUUUACACCAUAUAUCACCACAGCAUAGCAGAGCAGACCAACUCUCCUCUCUCAACCUUUCUUAUUACCAUAUAACUCCACAUUUUAUGCCCUCUUUCCCGCUUUCAUUCUUUUCAUCUUUCUUUCACCUUUUUCUUCUCUGACUUUCUUGUUACUCACAGCUCCCCUCUCCUCCCCUUGAUCGCCGGCCGCAGGUCAUGACUUCUUCUUCUUCUAACCCUCCAACUCCAAGCGCCGCCGCCCAUCUGGUCUCCUACGCUUCUUCUCCGCCCGCAUUGCACAACUCCCAGAGCACCACUUUCGUCCAGGCGGACCCCUCCAACUUCCGGGCCGUGGUUCAACGCCUCACCGGCGCCGCCCAGAAGUUCCCCGUCGCCGCGCCUCCGCGCUUCGCCGGAAAGACCAACUCCGGCGAGAUGGGCCCGCGCCGCCCGGCCUUUAAGCUCCACGAGAGGAGGCAAGCCGCCAGAAAACUCGAGAUCAGUCUCAGUGGCGGCGGCGGCGGCGGAGGUGGACUCCCGCUGUUGUUGUCGCCUUCGGCGACCAGGCCGCUGCCGCAGCACCGAGGGUUUAACGCGGCGGAGAUGGUUAUGGCGUCGCCGGUGUCGCCUCUGGAAAUGCUGGGACGCGGGACCCCAAGAACGCCAAAGUCUCCGAUGGAAGAAGAAGAGAGAGCCAUUGCAGAGAAAGGAUUCUACUUGCAUCCGAGUCCACUCAGCACACCCAGAAACGGCCGUUCCGACCCGCCGGAGCUCUUGCCUCUGUUCCCUCUUCAAUCACCUAGGGAUCACCAUCAUUCUUCAACCUCUUAACCAGUUUAUAUCUUUCUCUCAUCUGUUCUACCUUAAUAGUAUAAGUACAUAUAUAGAGAUAUUCUAAUCACUCAUCUUUCUCGUGAAUUCUAAUCCACCUCUGCUUAGCCAUUUGUUCAUGUCUUAAUGGAAUGAUAAAAUCACUUUUAUUUAUUUAUGUUUUUUAGAGAA